Messenger RNA from Actinia tenebrosa (Australian red waratah sea anemone), 2282 nucleotides. RefSeq lists its product as uncharacterized. The record is from RefSeq and is a predicted model, not a curated record. NCBI's taxonomy places the organism in Eukaryota, Metazoa, Cnidaria, Anthozoa, Actiniaria, Actiniidae.
AGCAAGCUGAGUCAAAUGGGUACACUAAGGAUAAUGGCCCAACUUCUAGUGAUGUCCCUUCUGUCUCACAGCAAGCUGAGUCAAAUGGGCACAUUAAGGAUAAUGGUCCAACUUGUACCAUCCCAUCUGGCUCAAAGCAAGUUGAUGGCCCAGUCUGUGCAGGUAGGCCCCCUACUACAAGCCAUGCAGAGUCAAUUGAAGAAAAUGACUAUAAUGGCCCACAAUGUAAUGAUGUCCCACAUGGUACAUCUACAGUACUUGUAGAUUCAAGUCAGCACCACAACAAUGAUGACCCAGAGAAUAUCAUGGCCUCUCCAGAAAAACAUCCAAGUAACUCAUGCACAUUUCUUCCAAUAUAUGGUCUCUCUAAAAGCUGUUUGAGAAGUACAGCACAGUCAGUUGGCACAGAUGAACAGGGAAUAUGUGCAAAUGUCAAGGAAGAACAAGAAGAUCAUAAUGCAAAGCCUCAGAUGCGUAAACCAUCAUCAAGUAGUUUUGUUUUUCUACCUUUCCAUGGACUGUCACGAGGUUGUUUUAGUCCCCCACAGCAAGGAGAGUCAAUAGGAGUCCAGUCUCGAAAGAGAAAGGCUGACAUGGAUCAAGCUGAUGGGGUUGAGUUAUCAGCCAAGAGACUGAAACAGGAUGAAACUUUCUGUGAAGCAGAAGAAAACAGUGAUUCAUGCCAUUCAAAUGCCGAAGCUGCUGGGAAACUUGUAUCCUUGUCAACAUCUGAGCAGUCACUUGGUGAACUGAUUACCAAACAGAAGGAGGUGUGUUGCUCAAAGCCCAAAGGAAAUUAUGACAAAGAGAAGAAUGCAGUAUAUGGUAGCUGUUUGCAAGAAGAUGUUAGUGAAAAUGCUGUUGUUCAUAGCCAAAUCUCUGAUGGUAUUGUACAUGCAUGUCCUGGUGCAUGGGAUGUUGAGGUAGGGGAACAGCACAGCAGCAACAGUGACCCAGUCUGUAGUAAUGUCCCUUCUGUAUCUGUACAAGCUGAGUCAAAUGAGCACAAUAAGGAUAAUGGUUCAACUUCUAGUGAUGUCCCUUCUGGCUCAAAGGACCCAGCCAAUACCAUGGCCCUUGCAAAACAAAAUCCCAGUUACCCAUGCACAUUUCUUCCAAUAUAUGGUCUCUCUAAAAGCUGUUUGAGAAGUACAGCACAUUCAGUUAGCACAGAUGAACAGGGAAUAUGCCCAAAUGUCAAGGAAGAAAAACAAGAUCAUAGUACCAAGUCUCAAAUGAGUAAACCAUCAUCAAGUAGUUUUGCUUGUCUACCUUUCCAUGGGCUAUCACGAGGUUGUUUUAGUCCCCCACAGCAAGGGGAUUCAACAGGAGUUCAGUCUCGGAAGAGAAAGGCUGACAUGGAUCAAGCCGAUGGGGUUGAGUUAUCAGCCAAGAGAUUGAAACAGAAUGAUACCUUCUGUGAAGCAGAAGAAAACAGUGAUUCAUGCCAUUCAAGAGCUAAAGAUGCUGGCAGUAAAAGUGAUACAGAGAUGAAACCAAGGUGUAAUAUUAAUGAUGAUAAUACUGAAAGCGAUGGUGGAAAUGACAGCAGCAGUUCUGAGAGCAUAGAAUGGCAUGAUGCCUUAGAAGAUGCAGAACCAUGACCUAAAGCACCAAUAACAUGUACAGUGUAUAUAUACUUUUUACAGCUGAAAUAGAAUCAUGGAUGUCCAGUGGAUUGUACAAGUGCUGCAUUUAUAAUUGAUAUUAGAGCAUCUGUGAAGGAUAGGAGUAGAUGAAGUAGAAGUACGUACAUAGCAGUGUCAUUGGGUAGUGUCCAAUGAUGUCUUAACAUUGAACAGUAAAGGCCAAAAAUAUUUUUAAUGUAUGUACAAUAUGCAUGCAUAAAAACCAUAUAAAGAUGAAUUCCCAAUGGGUAUACAGUAGAUGCAAAAGGAAUGGUGAGCUGUAGGCUGAGGAGUUUACAGAUGUCAAUCAAAGGUGGUUUAUUACAGCUAGAGGACAAGAUUUCUCAAAACAAGUUGUAACGACAGAGUUGUGGAAUAUCUUUGACCUGUUAAAUGCAGUAAUGCCUAUACAGUGUACAUGUAGGCAACUCAUUCUUAUAUCAUCAAUACAAGAACUUCUGUUUUGUGAGGGAAGUGUAUCUUUGCCAGACAGAGUAAAAAACAAGUAAAACACAAGAAAUACGGCAGCAGUGAACACAGACUUACAAGCUGGGUACAUACAAGGUGCAUUAGAACCACUAAGUAGGGUAAGAGAAAGACAGUAUGAUAGCUAGUUAGUGUAGUGUGAAUAGUAUCUUAGACUGUUGACAGUCC